AUGUCCGAACUCUUCAACCUGGUGGCCUCGUGGCCCUCUGCUGAGCUCUUCAGCCUGCCUCCGUUUGGCGGCCCUGCUGCCUUGACGCCAGGCGAUGCUCCCGCCAGCAUAAUGCGCCCUUUCAACAUCCCGCAUGCUCUCUUCCAGGGAGCCCUCGAUGCAAAGGUGCCUCUGACCAUUGCUGCCACAUACGCCAUCACGGCUAAGCUGCUCAACGGCUUCAACAAGUCCCGCAACAAGCAGCCCUGGUCCAUCAGCAAGACACGCGCCUUCCACAUCUUCGUCGUCCUCCACAACGUCUUCCUCGCCGUCUACUCGGCAUGGACCUUUUGGGGCAUGCUCACUGGUCUGCAGCGCACCCUCAAGAGCCCCUUUGGUCCCGGUGGCGCGGCUGCCACGGCCGACAGCAUCUGCCGCAUCCACGGCGCCCCGGGCCUCGGAAACUCCGUCUUCUACAACGACAACACCAAGACAUGGCAGACCACCGCUCCUGAUGCUUCUGUUGUGCUUAUGGACGGCAACGGCCUCCCUAGCACCCAGCAGAUGGGCCGCAUGUGGGCUGAGGGCCUGGGCUACUACGGCUGGAUCUUCUACCUGAGCAAGUUCUACGAAGUUCUCGACACCUUCAUCAUCCUCGCCAAGGGCAAGUACAGCUCGACACUGCAGACCUACCACCACGCCGGUGCCAUGCUGUGCAUGUGGGCUGGUAUCCGCUACAUGUCUUGUCCCAUCUUCAUCUUUGUCCUGGUCAACUCUUUCAUCCACGCCCUCAUGUACACUUACUACACGCUCACGGCCUUUUCGAUCAAGGUGCCCAUGGGCGUCAAGCGCACCCUGACCACCAUGCAGAUCACCCAGUUCAUUGGCGGUGCUUCAGCUGCCAUGGUCCACUCUUUUGUCAACUACUACGUGCCUACUGCUGCCUCUUCGUCUACUGGCAGCCCCAAGGCUUCGCCUGCCGCUGGCUCCCGCAACCGCGGCAGCACCUCUGGCACGGCCACUGCGCUCCAGCCUUGCAUUACCACCCGCGGCGAGACCUUUGCCAUCUGGCUCAACGUCUUCUACCUCGCUCCUCUUACGUACCUCUUUGUCAGCUUCUUCAUUAGCAGCUACGUCAAGCGCUCCAACGCCGCCAACAAGAUCAACGGCAAGGCCCGCCGUCUCAGCAAUGUCCACGUUGCCAUGGCCGAGAAGGCUGGCUGGGAUGCUGCCCGCAGCGUUGAGCGUGAGGUCUAUGGUGGUGAGCAGAUGAUGAGCGGCACUAGCACGCCCGUCACCAGUGAGGCUCCGGCCAAGGCUUCGCCCACCCGCACACGUCGGGCGUAA
[Torrubiella] hemipterigena is the source of this 1326-nucleotide messenger RNA. The record is from the annotation of a GenBank genome assembly. Lineage: Eukaryota; Fungi; Ascomycota; Sordariomycetes; Hypocreales; Clavicipitaceae.